Molecule: messenger RNA, 1262 nt
Organism: Dicrocoelium dendriticum
Lineage: Eukaryota; Metazoa; Platyhelminthes; Trematoda; Plagiorchiida; Dicrocoeliidae
Source: the annotation of a GenBank genome assembly
GCGAAAUGUCGUCUGGUUUGACCCACGGUUUUCGAUGGGGAAUUCAGUUUCCAAUCGUUCAAGCUUGAGUGAAGCUUCCGAGGGGAAACGUUGUGUGUACACUUCUCGUGCGAUCAAUAAAUCACGCGUAUUAGAUAUUGAUCCUCGCUCGCCUUCUGAGGGCAUUGUCCGGACUCCCAUCCAAGUCGACCAGACAAAUGAUAUUCAAUUCGAUGGCAUUAGGUUCUCGAAAAAUGGUGAUUGUGUCGUCGAGACUGUCCACCAUGACACAGCUAUUGAACUGAGCAACUUUGAAACUUUGGAUUGCGUGUUGACGGAAGAUGAUUCUCUCCACGGAACUCAUCUAGGUGAUGAAGGUACUGCCGCUCUUUCGGAUACAGAAUUAACCACUAGGAGAAAGAAACACACUGAUUUAUCCUCUCAGAACCAACCGUCACGUGCUCGUUUGUCCUGGGUCGAACGUUUUAGCAAGCGCAAGUCCAGCUACGAUUCACCUAGCCUUUUUGUUCGAUUGAGACAAAAGAAUAACUACGAAAAGCAAAAAACCUCUCGUCAACUCUGCCAACACGGUGACGGCUCAGAUGCUGCACACACACAUGCUUCAAAAACCGUUGCCACGUGACAAAGUUAAUCACGUUAUUCCUUACUUUAUCGUCUUUCUUCAGUGCACUUAUGAUUCCUCUCUAUGUGUAUUUAUUUGCCAAAGGUAUCACUGCAGGAUUUCACGCACUGUGCAACCCAAUUCGCCCCUAGACUUGUACUCUUAUUCGAUAUUUGGUUGUCCGGAUCUUCACACUCUUAUCCUGUCUCGCUUGAUGAUGAUAUCUGACCUUACUCCGUCUUCAUUUUCAGUUCACGCCCAUUGUAUCGAUGAUUGUCGCAUGACUACAUCAGUUCUGGCCACACGCUUUCCAUAACUGUCCUUACCGCGUCGUGUUACUCGUGGCACAGUUUUUAUCCGGCCUGGAUAGGGUACAUAUUAACAUACACUGUGUUAGAUCUCUCCAUUUCUGUGCGAUCCCCGCAAGUUCCUGAUCACAACCAAAAUCAGAAGUCGACGAUUCGGCGCGAAGCUGUGUUGCAGGACCUGUUACUGAAGCUAGUGAAGGUAAUGUGAGACUCAACAAAUAUCUAUGUCAACCUGUGUGUGUCCAAGUUUUAGGGUAGCCAGUUCAGCUGCCAGCAUGAGCAGUUUAUUUCUGCUCUACCAAAGAGGAGGUAAACACUGUCACUUGUGAGACUUGAAUGUUCCAGAAACGAAU